Molecule: messenger RNA, 4673 nt
Organism: Mustela erminea (ermine)
Lineage: Eukaryota; Metazoa; Chordata; Mammalia; Carnivora; Mustelidae
Gene: ZSCAN12
Product: zinc finger and SCAN domain containing 12
Exons: 4
Coding region: 687-2531 (614 amino acids)
Biological process (GO): regulation of transcription by RNA polymerase II
Cellular component (GO): nucleus
Molecular function (GO): DNA-binding transcription activator activity, RNA polymerase II-specific; RNA polymerase II cis-regulatory region sequence-specific DNA binding
Source: RefSeq, a predicted model, not a curated record
GGAAGUGCGCGCGCGCCCAGCCCGCUCGCUUCCGGCCUUUGUGGGGCGCUGUCGGCGGCUCGGGCUGUGGGCGGUCUGCGGGCCGCGGCCUUUCGUGCCUCUGGAGGGACCCUUAUGCAGUGCCCGCGGGCAGCGGGGGAGCGAGCGUGCGGCCCUGUGCCCUUGGCGAGCCGUGGGACGCGGCGGGUCGGCCGCGGGGGGAGGAGCGGAGACUGCGCGCGACCCCAGGGCCGGGGUGCUGCGGCGGCCGCGCCGCUGACGGCAGCGUUUCCGCCGGACGUGCGGCCACUGCAGGAGAGGCGACCGAGCCAGGGUGUCCCGACGCCCUGAGACGAUCCGUUUGCUCCAGGUGUUGGUGUACUCCCGUCGCCCUUCGUUCUAGGACUCCGUGCGGGGGCUUCCUGCCGGGCCGCGCUGUUGGUUUGUAAACUCCUCAGGCCACGUCGUACCUUUUACUCAGUCUCUGUAGAUUGGUCUGUUCUUAACUCUUGCAAUCGGAGCGUUUCCCGGAGUAGCGUGAAGUAACCUGGAGGUGGCGUGCAAAGCACGGAAGUAAAGUCUUAGCAUUUGCAGUUUUUGCCUGCGGUGUAGCUUGUGUUAGAAGGGGCGGCUUCUCCCUCACGGCCACCCAGGGAGAUCUUAACGGGGAAUCUUGCUUGCAGCACUGAUAAAGCUUUUGCACAGCUAUGAUGGCAUCUACUUGGGCUCUCCAGGCCCACGAGGACCAGGAUGACCUUUUGGAAGUAAAGAUUGAGGAGGAGGAGAAGGACACCCCUAGACAGCAUCAGAUCCUGCAGAAGAACAACACCCACAGCAGGGAGGUCUUCCGACAGUACUUCCGGCAGUUCUGCUACCAGGAGACCUCUGGACCCCGCGAGGCGCUGAGCCGGCUGCGGGAGCUCUGCCGCCAGUGGCUGCGGCCGGAGAUGCACAGCAAGGAGCAGAUCGUGGAGCUGCUGGUGCUGGAGCAGUUCCUGACCAUCCUGCCCGAGGAGCUGCAGGCCUGGGUGCGGGAGCAGCAGCCGGAGAGCGGGGAGCAGGCGGUGGCCGCGCUGGAGGACCUGGAGAGGGAGCUGGACGAGCCAGGAGAACAGGUCUCAGUCCACACCGAGGAACAAGGCCAGCCCUUGGAGGAGACGGCCCCUCUGGGCACAGAACAGGAGCCCGGCGUGUCCCUCCCACCCCUGAUGGCACAGCCCAAGUGUGAGUCUCCAGAACCUGAAGCCCCGCUGGAGGAGCCAGUUUCAGGUGUUGAGACUGGGAACGAGUACGGGAAUUUAAAGCAAGAAAUUUCUGAAGCAAUGGAACCACAUGAAAACAUGUCUGCAUUUAAACGUGAAGUGUUCUGGCCUGCUCACUGCAGAGAAGCUGAUGAUCCUGAGGCAAAACCAGAAGAGUCUUCUGGACACUCCAGGGAAAAUGAACAACCUAUAGGUGAAGAAAACCGAGUCCUUCUGGAUGAACAACAGAGGUUCUGUCCGGGAGGAAAACCUCAUGAGUGCGAGGAGUGUGGGAAAGCCUUCAGUCAGCACUCGCGCCUUGUAGAACAUCAGAGGGUCCAUACUGGAGACAGGCCUUACAAGUGCGAGGAAUGUGGAAAAACAUUCCGUGGGAGAACUGUGCUUAUCCGGCACAAAAUAAUCCACACUGGAGAGAAACCGUAUAAGUGUAAUGAGUGUGACAAAGCCUUUGGCCGGUGGUCAGCUCUUAACCAGCAUCAGAGACUUCACACAGGAGAGAAGCACUACCACUGUAAUGAGUGCGGCAAAGCCUUCAGCCAGAAAGCAGGCCUCUUUCACCAUCUCAAGAUCCACACGAGAGACAAACCGUACCAUUGUACUCAGUGUAAUAAGAGUUUCAGUCGGCGUUCGAUACUUACUCAGCAUCAAGGAGUUCACACUGGGGCGAAGCCCUAUGAGUGCAGCGAGUGUGGAAAAGCCUUUGUGUAUAACUCAUCCCUGGUUUCCCACCAGGAGAUCCACCACAAAGAAAAGUGCCAUCAGUGUAAGGAAUGUGGGAAAUCCUUCAGCCAGAGUGGCCUUGUUCAGCACCAGAGGAUCCACACUGGGGAAAAACCUUACAAGUGUGAUGUAUGUGGAAAAGCCUUUAUUCAGAGGACGAGUCUUGUAGAACAUCAGCGAAUUCACACUGGGGAGAGACCUUAUAAAUGUGAUGAGUGUGGGAAGGCUUUCACGCAAAGAUCCGUCCUCACGGAACAUCAGAGAAUCCACACUGGAGAGAGGCCCUACAAGUGCGACGAGUGUGGGAACGCCUUCCGAGGAAUCACCAGCCUCAUCCAGCACCAGAGAAUCCACACUGGGGAGAAACCCUACCAAUGUGAUGAAUGUGGCAAAGCCUUCAGACAGAGGUCAGAUCUUAGUAAACACCAGAGAACCCAUGCUAGAGGUGGUCCUUGUACAGGUAAAGAGUGUGGGGAGUCGUUCAGGCAGACCUCAGCUCUUACUCAACAUCAGAAGCAGAACACCACAUUCCUCUUCUCCAAAGUUGACGGUUUAGUUGGAGAUAGCUAAGAUCUGCAUGUGAGGUUAGGUGAGACCGCAGCAGGACAGGAGAAAUGACACAGGUCCUGUGUCUUGGAAGUGGCUUGUGGCACACAGUAAGUGCUGUCCAUCUGAGAGGACGGACCGCCGGUGCCUCGGGGGGUCAGGAAAGAUCUUACUGACACUAAGGAUUGGAUGGGCAGAAUUGGAGGGCAAAAUGGAAAGCAUUUAGGGUGAAGGAAAUAUAGGCAGAGGCAAGAGCGCUCGUGAUUUGGAAGCACGCGAGUCGACCUGAGGUACGGGGUCAGUUCAGUUGGGCAGUUGUUGGCGGUACGUUGGCAACGGAACUUGGGGACAGACUGGGAGGGCAAGAAUGCCUCUUUGACUUCAUUCCUAAAGUGUCUCUAAAAUUAUUGGCCAUUGGAAAGGUGAGGACACUCUUGCGUGCAGAGACGGUGAUGUAGCUACAGUGUCACAAGGGAAAGCCCAGCCACUGAAGUGUAGGUCUCUGACCUCAAGUCCUGUCCGUUGCUCUAGGGAUCCCUCCACUUCACUGAGGAGAACGCCCGAGUCCCACUCACAGACCUUCUGCCUCACUGCAUUGAAUCCCAGCGGCCUUCAUGGUUGCCUGUGGAGCGUGGACAUGGGAACACUUGCCCGUAAGCAGGCACCACUGCUGGUUCAGAGCAUAAGGGAAGCCCGAGAGCGGACAGGUGCCAGCAGGACCAUAGAGAGCACAGGGAACCUGACCACCAUCCCGCUGUAAGGGCUUCAGGCUGGCCUUUCCACCUCUUCAAAUUUAAGGGCAUCAAAAUAGGAGACUGACCUACAUUCGAAGGCUCCUGGGGUCGUCUGAGCACAAGGCUUCGCGGUUAGUUAGGGAGGGCACUAGGGUUCUCUUUGCCUCUAACCUCUCUUUCCCCCAGUUACGUAGUUCUCAUGUUCUCAAUUCCCUAACAACUGCUCUGCAGAACUGGUUUACAAUUUCUUGGUUUGCAUACCUUCUUGAGCAUAUCAAAGAGCCAAAGUUAGUGACUGUCUCUUGGGACUCGUUAGAACAGAUGAGCCGAUGACGGUUGGCUCUGCUCCUGUUCUACUGGGUGAGCAGUUCCAUCCCGGACGACGGCCUGUGGCCAUUACUGGGGGUAGCCGGCAGCCACAGAGAGGCGCACGUGGCUCCUGGUCUGUCUGUCUUCUUUACAGAGGAUUUUUGACCUUCACUGAGCUGUCCUUUGAUUUCCUUCCCUUGCUACCUUGGCAUGGCCGACUCUGCAGCUUCUGAGAUUAACCCCUCACCCUACACAACUCCAGGGUCCUCUCACCCCUCACCUCUAGCCGCUGAGUGGUCUGAAGUGGUGAGGAAAGGGGGAGGGGAGAAACGGAUAAUGACCCUCCUUUAAGCUCCUAACUGCUGUGUACCUAGCCCCGAGCCUCCAUCCCAUCUCCUCCCGGCUCCUGUAAUGCACUCUGCCACCUUUCCCCAUGGCCCCCGUCUCUGGCCUCUGUCUGUCGCCCUGUCCAGAACACAAGAGUAUUAUCACUGGUUUGGAACCAGAAGAGUCCCUGGAGAAAUACUUGUGAUGUCCCUUCUGAGCUGUAAGUGUGAGCACGUUUUCCCAUAAAAAUAACAAUGGUGUUAGUACCAUAACGGGCAUAUUAUGACAUGUGUCAGAUUUGCUUUGGGAUUGGAAUUUACGUGACCAUGGGAGAACAUUCUGAGUUCACAACAGAGCAAAGCCCGUGAACAUUUGAAAACUCAGUCACAAGUUGAGGACUUCUUAUUUAGGUGUUUUUUCCUAAGACCAGCCUGGGAGCUGCGCCCAUGAGACACUGAGGCAGCUGGGGUUGGGAACUAACGCUUUUUUACAUCCAGGAAACAGUUUGUUGCCCCGAGUGAGCCUGAGAGCUCCGAGCUGUGUGUGUUCCUGUUCCCUUUCCCAGCUCGGCCUGCCUUGCAUCUCUCACUCCCGCACGCUCCUCGGUGCUUAGUGACGAGAACCUGUAUGGGCAUGUCUCGUCACCGGAUCGGACUUCAGACAUGGUGGCCAAACUGACGUCACUCCUAGGAGUCCCUUUGAGCAUUUCGAAGCCUACUGCUCAUGGGAACACGGUUCUUUUUUAUUUUUUUAUUUUUAAAAGAUUUUAUUUAUUUGACAGAGAUCACAAGUAGGC